CCUGCUGGGACUCUGCUCUCACCUCUGGCACCAUGAAACUCCAGGUGUUCUGGACUGGGCUGGAAUACACCUGCCGCCUCCUGGGCAUCACCACUGCUGCAGUGUUAAUCGGCGUGGGCACAGAGACCUUCCUCCGGGGACAGUUCAAAAGCCUUGCAUUCUACCUGCUGUUUACAGGGGCUGCUGUCUCCAUAUGUGAAGGAGCCUACUUUGUGGCUCAGCUGCUGGACAUCUGCUUCAAGUGUCAGCCAGGGUCCCUGGCCCACAGAGCAAGGGAGAAGGCCCACUGGCUGGGCUGCUUCCAGAAGUUCCUGGCCUACAUGUUGCUGUCGGUGGCCUGUUUCCUCCACCCUGUCCUGGUCUGGCAUGUGACCAUCCCAGGAUCCAUGCUUAUCAUCACUGGCCUGGCCUAUUUCCUACUAAGCAAGCGGAGGAAGAGCAAGGCUGCCCCCGAGGUGCUGGCCCCUCCAGAGCAGUACACAGACCCCUCUAGCAGCGCCGUGAGUACCACUGGCUCUGGGGACACUGAACAAACAUAUACCUUUCAUGGUGCCCUCAAGGAGGGGCCCAGCUCCCUCCUCACCCAUAUGAAGAGCAUUCUGAAGGGGACAAAGAAGCCCAGCGCCCUUCAGCCCCCAGAUGCCCUGUUGGAGCUGACACUGGAGCCAGCUGACUCCCUGGCCAAGAAGAAGCAGGUACACUUUGAAGACAAUGCAGUGAGAAUCAUCCCAUCCCUUCCCGAAGGCCUGGAUGACGAAGACAGUGAGCCAGAGGAGACCACCUCUGACACCACUCCCAUCAUCCCACCCCCGCUGGCCCCACUCCUCCUGUCCUCGCUCAUGGGUGCUGACCAGUUCUGA
Messenger RNA from Castor canadensis (American beaver), 860 nucleotides. It is a transcript of the gene Tmem72, whose product is annotated as transmembrane protein 72. NCBI's taxonomy places the organism in Eukaryota, Metazoa, Chordata, Mammalia, Rodentia, Castoridae. The record is from RefSeq and is a predicted model, not a curated record.